AUGUCCACAUCAUCUUUGACCUUGUGUAUUAUUUGUGCUACUUUACAAGCUCUGUUUUUUAAUUACAAAAUUGUUUUUGCCGAGGAAUUUAAAUUGGGGUUUAUUCACUCACACACAGCUAUAGUUACUGAUGACGCCGUUUAUGAAGGAAGCGCAAUAGCAGGAGCUUUCGUGAAGGCCAUAAAUGACAUCAACCAGAGUCCUGGCGUAUUGCCGAAUUCGACAUUAACAUGGGUAUGGGAAGACACAAAGUGUGACGUCUCGACUUCACUUACAUCUAUCAGUUCAAUGUGGGUUGACGAUAUUGUUGGUUUCAUCGGUACCGGUUGCACGUGUGAUUACGAGAGUCAUGUUUCAUCGGCCAUUGGUUUACCUUUGAUCGAUUACGCCUGUAAUGUAGAGCCUGAUGGAGCUGAAGAGGUUGAUGUGCAUACCCCGGAGCUAUUCGUGAGCCUUUUGCCCCGAAGGAAGUAUGUGGCUUACUCAAUAAUUAAACUUAUGGACAGGUACAACUGGAAAAAGGUGACCCUAGUUGCACGCGAUGACACAGUGUGGCUUGAAACGAUGUGGUUUACAAGAGACCUGUUGAACAUUAAUCAGAUGAAUAUUAAUGAUAUCAUAAUUUAUGCAACUGAGCCCAGCCCACAAGGGUGUGAGCAGAACGAUGAUGCUACUGUCAGAGAAGCCAGACGAUACAUCUGCAGUAUGAAGAACGAAAUGAAACGCUUGAUACGAAAUUCAUGUCGACAAACUAGAAUUUAUGUAUUCUUUGGAGAGCCAUGGGAACUGAGGAUAUUUUUACUGGCUGCCUCGUCUGAAGCCAUCCUGGACACCGGGGAAUACGUUAUCAUUGGAUCUGUUAUAGACUACUAUGAAAGGAAUGAACAAGAUUUCCAUGGAAUUCACUAUUUUGGAAUAGAUGAUGGUGAGGACACAAGAGCCAAAUUGGCUUUUGAAUCAUUAUUAUUACUAACUCCACACGUUGCUCCAAACCUCGCCUAUACCACCUUCAAGGAAGAAGUAGCAAACAUAUCACAGGCAGAGCCAUUCAACUCACCUUAUACUAUGGAUAUUGCUUGUAACUCGCUGGUUGAUGAGUAUCAAAUAAUAAAACUUUGCUGA
Messenger RNA from Anneissia japonica, 1122 nucleotides. RefSeq names its product resact receptor-like. The record is from RefSeq and is a predicted model, not a curated record. The transcript has 7 exons. The coding region runs from base 1 to 1122 and encodes 373 amino acids. NCBI's taxonomy places the organism in Eukaryota, Metazoa, Echinodermata, Crinoidea, Comatulida, Comatulidae.